Molecule: messenger RNA, 4430 nt
Organism: Brassica rapa (field mustard)
Lineage: Eukaryota; Viridiplantae; Streptophyta; Magnoliopsida; Brassicales; Brassicaceae
Product: transcription factor MYB117
Biological process (GO): regulation of DNA-templated transcription
Cellular component (GO): nucleus
Molecular function (GO): RNA polymerase II cis-regulatory region sequence-specific DNA binding; DNA-binding transcription factor activity, RNA polymerase II-specific
Source: RefSeq, a predicted model, not a curated record
UAUAUGUUAAGUUUAGGUAUUCUGACAUAUGUUAUUCAAAUUUAUAUGUAAUAUAAUAUUUUAUUUAUAGAUUUUGAAAAAUUUAAAGUAUAUAUUAAAUUUUAAAAAUUUUAAAAUCAUUUAAAUGGAUUAUCCGAACCAGCAAAGAUCCGAACCAAACCCGAACCAAAAUUUAGAAAUACCCGAAUGAAGCUGAAAUCUUUAACUCUGAAAACCCGAAACCCGAAUAAACCCAAACCAAACCUGAAUGGGUACCCGAACGCCCAUCCCUAGAAGAAACCAUACUAGCGUAUAUAAAAUCAAUCAAAUCUAUAAUUUUGUAGUAUCUGGUUAAUAGAAGUCAUUAGACUGCUAAAAACAUCACUACAGGAAAACAUACAAUCUAUAUGAAAAUCAAGCUUAUUUGGUGGGAGGUUUUAUAAAAUCGCAGGAAUAAUUAAUUGUAGUAAAUACAUUAGAAAAAGGAAAGAGAUACAAGUGGAGAUUAAAAAGUUUAAAGAAGAUGAAAUGAGAAGAACAAGUUGUCCGAGCAUUGGUUCAACUCUCUUUUUUGCUUUCAUCCUUUCUGGUAGGUAUAGUUGUGCUUCAGUUCUUUUCUUUCAUCUCAUUUGCUUCUUUUACCCUUGUCAUUUUGCACAUAUAUAUCAAGCAUUGAUAAAAAGAGGAUUAAAUUCAGCAGAAACGUACGAUUUGUUUGGAUUUUGUUCAAGAUGUUCACCGCAUUAUUACUAUUUGGGUCGACAGUUAACCACAUGUUCACUCUUUUUGUUAUAAUCCAUGAUUUUUCUCUCAUGGUUGAACUGGUAUCUUACAAUACGUGAAGAUAAAAAUCAAAGAUAACAUGAAAAAUUAUAUAUUGAUUUUUUAUACUUUUUUUUGUUAAAUGAUUUUGGAAAAUACUUGCUUCGCUAUAUAUAUUGAAACCGUCUCUUUUUACACACCCGUAAUAAUUAUAACAUUUUGAAUAUAUAAACAUACGAACAUUUGAUGCACAAAAAACAUACGGACAUGUAAUAUAUAUAUAAUUGUUUACAAAUCUUAAUUAUGUGAGAUUUAGUAAAUAAUUUAUUUUAGAAAAAACUUUGGACCUUCUAUGAGAUUGUAGGUACACCUGAACAAAGGUUAAUAACAGUCCACAGAAAAUCGAAUAUCGAUACUACAUAUGUACUGACUUAUAACAGUGGUGUCUCAUAUAAUGAUAAUGUAUAAAUGCAAAUAACUAUAUUGUUUGAAUCAGUCCGUGACAACGGUCCAUAACCCUUUUUAACAGUCGUCAGAAAACACGGUCGCGACAUGUACAUACACGCACAUACCUAAAGCCAUACGUAACACACACCAUAUUACAAAUAAGAUAUUAUUAUAUAUUUAUUAAAAUAUAGAUUUCUGACACACAUUUACGUACGUGUAUCUAUAAUACGCAAAUGCACCGCAUAGUCUUUCUCCUCCUUUGAUGGUCUAAAUCUGACGUGACAUUUCCCUCUCUUGUUUCAUUUCCUCUCUCUCGAAACAGAAACGUCAUGUUUAUCUCGGAAAAGCAACGGUGGACGGAUGAGGUCGCCGCCGCGAGGAGAGAAGCUUCUUCUUGGGACUUCCCUUUCAACGACAUUAACGUUCAACAUCAUCGUCGCUGCAACACAAGUCAUGAGUUUGAUAUCUUGAAGAGUCCUCUUGGAGAUAACGUAGAAGGGAGUAAUAAUCAUAACCCUAAUUAUAGUAACAAUGAGAGCGGUAAGAAGGAGACGACAGAUAGUGGACAGUCUUGGUCUUCCUCGUCUUCAAAACCGUCGGUCUUGGGGAGAGGACACUGGAGACCAGCUGAGGAUGUUAAACUCAAAGAGCUUGUCGCCAUUUACGGUCCACAAAAUUGGAACCUCAUAGCUGAAAAGCUUCAAGGAAGAUCAGGGAAGAGCUGUAGACUUCGGUGGUUUAAUCAAUUGGACCCGAGGAUAAACAGAAGAGCUUUCACGGAGGAUGAAGAAGAGAGACUUAUGCAAGCGCAUAGGCUUUAUGGUAACAAGUGGGCAAUGAUUGCGAGGCUAUUUCCUGGUAGGACUGAUAACUCUGUCAAGAACCAUUGGCAUGUUAUCAUGGCUCGUAAGUAUAGAGAACACUCCUCUGCUUACCGUAGGAGGAAGCUCAUGAUUAAUAAUCCACUUAAACCUCAGCUUUCUAAUCAUCCUAGCCCUAACCCUAAUCACCACUCUUUUAUCUCCACUCAUCAUUACUUUACUCAGCCUUUCCACGAGUUUAAUUUGACUCAUCAUUUGGUUAAUAAUGCGUCUAUCACGCCUGACCAUAACCAGCUUGUGUUGCCUAUCCACUGUUUUCAAGGUUAUGAGAGCAAUGAGACUCCAAUGGUUGUGAGUAUGUUUGGCAACCAAAUAAUGGGCGGGGAUAAUGUUGAUGUCAUGUCAGAAGGGUUGUAUGAAUAUCCUUACAUUGACUCUACGAGCCACGAGAAAGGAGUGCCAAAUGAGCCAAUGAGUUGGAUCGGAAUGGAAGGUGAAGAUGAGGAGGUGGUGGAGAAGGCGAAGCAGCAACCACAUUUUUUCGAUUUUCUUGGCUUGGGGACGGCAUGAAACUUGAACAAAGUGGUGUAAUAAUGAGUUAAUGACAGUUAUUAAUUUGGUUAGUGAAAAGCAAGAAGUUAUCUUUAUCUGUUUAGAAAGCAAAAUGCCUUGUGUUUGCGUUUAUUGGUAAAAUGUAGAUUGUUGUUGUGGCCUUGUGGGGCGUCUAAUUAAUGUAUAACAUUUGAUAAAAUCUCGGUAUUAUAGUAACUCUUUGCUAUAUUUCUCAACUUAGGAGAUUGUGUUAAGAAAAAGUAAAAAGAAAAGGGGAUAAGAGACGUAAAAUAUACUAAAGAUGUGAUCAGAAAAAACAACUAAAGAGAGAGAGAAUCGAAAUUAAAAGAGUGUAGUUGUGAAGAGUUGGAGAAAGAGACGAAGAUGAGGAACUGUCAAAGAUUGAGGCAGAGAUUGUGCAACAGAAAGGCCAAACAUGAAACAUGCUAACCAAAUCACACACACACAUUGCAUUUGUUUCUUCCCUCCAAACCGUUUUCCUACUCUUCAAGCUUCUUAUCUAUUUGUCUCUCUCUCAUAUCACGCGGAGCCACAUACCUACUAUUUUCUUAUAUUUAUAUUUUUUUCAUGUUUUUGAUAUAAAAGAAUACUUGCAUGUUUCUUGUAGUAAACUUAUUUUUGGUUUUGAAUAUUUGUUAUUUUAGUAUCAUAUUAGUAAAUGUAGGUUUUCAUAGUUUUUAAAAGGUGUACUCAAAGUGGUUAUUUAUUUUUGACUUUUUAAGUAGAAAACUUAUAUUUGAAGAUUAUGUUAAUUUAUCACAUCAUUAUAUAUUAAAAACUUAACAGAAAUUUUGAUCUAUUUCAACCAAAAACGUCAAAGUUAAUAGAGGCGAUUAAAAAUAUUAUUUCCAUUGACCUAUACAUUUUUGAAGUUCUACUUCAAAAAACAUCGUCUUCGUUUAGAAAUCUGUCAUCCACCAAUGUAAUUUCGCCAUUCUCACUAAUAAUCAUGCUGUGAUCAUUUAUAAAUUGUGCUCACGUACGUGCAACACUGCCUAUUUGAACUUUUUAUUCCACAUAGUAUAUAUUUUUUUAUGGUGUGGACGUUCAUAACGUACAAAUUAAGGUGUUAGGCAUUUCAUUGUCCACUGUAGUGAUGCAUUAGUUUAAUUGUCAAUUUGUCAUAACAUGAGUAAUUCCUAAUUCCCUAUUGUUGCCAUGUUUUAGAAUUCCCCUUGAUACUUAGCACAGUAAAGAUUAGAGUACGUAGGUUGUGAAAUGCCAACAUAUUUCUUUAUCUUUUGGAAGUCUGCUCAACAAGACCGGGAGGGAGCGAACACAAUAUGCUUGCAAAAGACCCUCCCAAAACAAAACGGUUUGCAAUUCGUAAUUUACGUAAGCCGUUCUGGAGUUCCGACAGGCCCAUUGGGCUUAAACCCUUCUGGAGCUAUUCCUUUCGGAGACUUCGGGUGAACAAUGAACGAAUGAUGGAAAUAAUGCAUUCUCUAAUGUUCAUAAAAAAAAUCAUCAUUCACAAAAAAUAAUUUUCUUUUUCAUUUCCUCUUAUUUCUUUUCUCGUAGAGAAAUAAAGAACAAAACUAUUCCUUAUUAAACUUGAGAAUGAACAACUAUCUAUUUUCAUAUUAUUUUAUUUUUUACGUUUUUUUUUAUUAGUUCUUUUUGUUUCCAGAAUGGUCACCCGUUCGGAUCUUUUUUGUUAGCUUUUUUUUUUUAGCCAAAUCCAACAAUAUUUCAUGCUAAAAAAGAAACAUGUAUAGUUGACAAAAAAAAAAAGAGAGAGACGUGUAUAUAUUUAAAAAAAAAAAUGUAUGUGUUUAAUCUGAUUCCGGGACAGAAGUACAAAAACAAUAUUUCAUGCUAACUGAGAAACAUGUAUAUUUAUAAAAU